AUGGCCUCUCUUCUCGAGCGCAUCAGCCUCCCUCAAGCCGCCGCCCCAGCCGUCGGCCCUGUCCGCGCAAAGUCCAAUCGUGCUGCAGCAUCCGGUCCCUAUAACCGGAACCAGCGCCCCCCAAAAGGAGACGUCAACGGCACCUGGAAGCACGACCUGUACAACAAACCCGACGCCCGCUCCCUAUCCGCCCGUCUCACCGCCGCGCCCCAAGCUGCGCCCCCCAAGAUGAACUUCGGCAUCGCGGACAAGGCGCUCAAGGACGCCUUGGGCGACAAGGGCGGCCUGUCCAUCAAGGGUGCGAGCUCGAGGGGCAACGUCGUUCAGGUCGCAGGCUUGGCGCGCGGCACCACCGCCGCCGACGUCGAGGCCAUCUUCAAGCGGUGCGGACCAAUAACCGCCGCCGUCCUGCACUCGAACUCCCCGGACCCCGUCGUGCGCCUCACCUACAAGCACGAGAAGGACGCCCAGGCCGCCGUCGCCAAGUUCCACGGCCAACCCGCAGACGGUCGCACACUCGAAGUCAAGGUCGUCGGCGGCGUGAACGCGACCCUGUCGGGCCGCAUUGGGGCGGCGCUGGUAGAGGGCAGUGUGGACGUGCUCAUGGGGGACGAGAGCAACCCAGGCUCGAAGCUGCGUUCAGACGAGAUCCUCGCGACAGACUCCAGGGCACACGUACUCGUCGCGCCUCCAGGCACAGACCCCAAAGAGUACAUCCAGAAGCCCGUAGGCCGUGGGCGGGGACGGGGAGGAAGGGGACGGCGUGGGCGGGGUGGCACCGCGAAGAUGGACGUUGACCGGUGA
Molecule: messenger RNA, 804 nt
Organism: Dichomitus squalens LYAD-421 SS1
Lineage: Eukaryota; Fungi; Basidiomycota; Agaricomycetes; Polyporales; Polyporaceae
Exons: 4
Coding region: 1-804 (267 amino acids)
Molecular function (GO): RNA binding
Source: RefSeq, a predicted model, not a curated record